AUGUUCGAAUCUUUAAAGUUUGAGGUAUUUGAUGAAGAGCUAUUUCAAUUCAACGUAGGCUGGGUCUAUUGGCUUAUUGGUAUUUACUUAUGUUUGCCAGUUUUAGCUUAUGUUAUAUUACCUGUAUUCUCCUCUAAGGGUUUUUACUCUGGGAAGAGGAAGUCUAUUACUAUAAUUGUUCUUGGUGAUUUGGGUCAUUCACCACGCAUUUGUUACCAUGCCAAAUCAUUUUCUAAAUAUGAAUAUUAUGUCAACUUGUGUGGUUAUAUUGAAACAGAACCGCCAUAUGAUGUUGUGGAUGAUAUCAAUAUCGAUAUUAGUGAAAUUAAACCUAUCAAGAAUUCUUUUAAUUUACCAUAUAUAUUGUUCAUAGGGCAAAAGGUUUUUCUUCAAGUAUUCCAAUUAUUUAAAUUACUUUUAGGAAUUAGAGGAAGUGACUAUAUAUUAUUACAAAAUCCUCCAUCAAUUCCAAUAUUAAUACUUGUAAUUAUAUUCAUAAAGGUAUUUAGUAGAUCAACAACUUUAAUAGUUGAUUGGCACAAUUUGAAUUACUCGAUUUUGAAUUUAAAGUUUAAGAAUGAGAGGCAUCCUCUUGUUCGCCUAGUUAAGUUUUAUGAACAAUUCUUAGGUAAGAACUUUGUCGAUAUUAAUUUAACUGUCACCAAAAAGAUGAAGUCAUUUUUAGUGCAGGAGUUCAAUUUCGAUCCUAAGAAAAUAAUAACUUUAUACGACAGACCAAGUGAUAUUUUCAGUCCAUUAGAAUCUGAGGAAGAAAAGAAUGAUAUAUUACAAUCUAUUGAUCUAUUUGCUGGUUUGGAAAAUAUUUCAAAAUACAAAAUUUUAAUAAGUUCUACCUCAUUCACUCCGGAUGAAGAUUUCGAUGUCCUUUUAGAUGCAUUGAAAAGGUAUGAGAUGGAUAAUGAUUCACCUCCAAUCAUUUUGGUUGUAACAGGGAAGGGACCAUUGAGAGAUGAGUUCUUUGGUACAGUCAAAAGACUUGCAUUUAAUCCAGAACGAAUAAUAGUUAAAUCAGCAUGGUUAUCGAUUUCUGAUUAUCCAAGAGUAAUAUCAGUUGCAGACCUAAGUGUAUCGUUACAUACUUCAUCAAGUGGAAUUGACUUACCAAUGAAAAUUCUUGAUUUCUUUGGAUCUGGUGUACCAGUGAUUGCCUUAAAUUUCGAAGCAAUAGGUGAACUAGUUCAGGAUGGAUAUAAUGGGUUAGUAACUAGUGACAAGGUAUCUAGUGAAAGGCGUGAUCAGGCCUUGGAGCUUUACAGAUUACUUAGGGAAGCCUUUACAGAUAAAAAGUUAUUGCAAACUUUACGGAAAGGAGCCCUUGAAGAAAGCAAAUUAAGAUGGGAUGAAAAUUGGACAAAGGUAUUAGGUAAUAUUUUUGAUUAUAAAAUUGACUAA
Messenger RNA from Scheffersomyces amazonensis, 1413 nucleotides. It is a transcript of the gene ALG1, whose product is annotated as chitobiosyldiphosphodolichol beta-1,4 mannosyltransferase. The coding region runs from base 1 to 1413 and encodes 470 amino acids. The record is from RefSeq and is a predicted model, not a curated record. Lineage: Eukaryota; Fungi; Ascomycota; Pichiomycetes; Serinales; Debaryomycetaceae. The transcript has a single exon. Gene Ontology annotation, molecular function: mannosyltransferase activity. Gene Ontology annotation, cellular component: endoplasmic reticulum.